Durusdinium trenchii is the source of this 1074-nucleotide messenger RNA. NCBI's taxonomy places the organism in Eukaryota, Dinophyceae, Suessiales, Symbiodiniaceae. The record is from the annotation of a GenBank genome assembly.
CACGGCCCUGCCUUUUCACAGCAAUGUUGUCGCGACUGAAGCCAUGCUCCGUGCACGCCUGCUGGGUACGUCUCGGUGUGCUUGGCCACGCUCCUGUUGCACCUGCAGCAAGCCGCUCGCUGAGCUGCCGCAUGCCGGCAUCCAAGUUUAGUCAGAGAGCAUUUUCAUCGAAGGCAUGGGCUUCACAAUUGGGAGCUGACCCAGAUGCCAUCUCGGUGGACCGUCGUUUCCUGGCAGGGGAAAGCAGCCAAAUGGUUGUGCUACAUGACUACCGAGACAUGAAGUUCUUGCAAAGGCUUUCUGCUGCCGCCCUCUUCGGCACCUUGAUGUCCUCCUCAGGUUUGGCUUAUGCUUUGUCUCUGGGGUGGCCCGCAGAACAUUGUUUGGCAUUUGUCUUCCAGAUGGUGGUCGUGCCCCUCUUUGCCAACGCCUAUUUGCGAACGUAUAUUGCUCGUGCCGUGCUGGAUCCCAAACGCUCGCAGUUGCUGAUCACCGGCUGUACGUGGUUCGGUGUCCCGCGCACAACAGAAGAUGUCAUAUUCCUGGAUCAGAUGAGGCCUGGGCACGCGCUUGAGGGUGGCUACAUCAAAUUCCGCUUGGAGGGCCCAGCUUGGGAUGUGUCUCGGUGGAUUUGGUUUCGUCUUCCGCGUGGUGGCCAUGGAUCAGAGAAUGUCCGUCCCGGACAGCAGGUGGGGCACAGGCCAAAGUCGUCCCGUCCAGCUGAACCAGCUGGUUUGAGGAGUUCGAACGAGAAGGAGGAGCAGCUUAAAGGCGAGUCUGGACGACGCUUUCUUGGAGCAGGUCUUGGUGUCACACAGCAAGAUAGCGGUGGCUUUGCAGCGCCUCGAGCCCCGCAGAAGAGGCAAGUGCAGGAAAAACCGCUUCGACGUGGGCCCCGGAAAGCCAUUCAAGCAUUGAAGCUUCAAGGCGGCUUGCCAGCUUCAUCGCAGGAGGAGCAGAAAUUGUUUGACUUCUUUGAAGAGCCUGCAGCAUACGGCAUCGGGAUGCAGUGAUGAGAACAUGCUAGGGUGGAGCAAAAGUCCGUCAUUCGCGGCUGAGAAGCCGGUGCUGGAG